AUGGACGAAGUAGCACAGCUUGAGCUGCAUCCUCCGACGCUCGACACCAAGGCCACUGGUGGAACCACCGCCGCUGCGUCCUCGGAUGGCAAGUCGCAGACCGCCGUCACAAAGCCUUUGUGCACGGGACCGAUUCCGAUGUCGAUGCCAUCGAUCCUGCGUAACUCUGGCAGCUCUCAGUCCAACCAUCUGUCGUAUCUUCUCGAUCGACGGAGUGGAUCGUCGUCGUACCCUCCGUCUUCAUCGCGUGUUAAACCGCGGUCGGGAACCAAGGAGCAGCUGGGUCGACGUAAGCAGCGUCGGUCGGAAAACGCGCGUCUGCUGUCCAACCCGCACGCGGUGCGUCCGACGAUUAAAGACUACAGGCUACACUCGAACGAGAUUCGAUCCACCUUCCACGGCACCCCGGGCGCUGCGAAGGGUAGUGUGCCCGUUCCGGCCAAUAGCGGAGUGGGCUACUCGGAGCCCGUGCACGAUGCGGCGUCGGCCAUGCAGGGCCAUUUCGGCAAGAGUCUGCGCGACGCCCAGCGUGUGCUCAAGCGCCUCGAAGUAGGCAACAUCUCGGACGAGAUGAUUCGUACCCAGCGGGCGGGCGAACUGGAGCGGUUUAUUUGGUUGGUAGAUCGCGAGAUCCGCAUGUGGGCCCAGGAGGAGAUCCACAUCUUCACACCUGAAGACCGCAAGCAAGGUCGCAUCCUACUGGAUGCCGAGUUCAACUUUACCACACCCAUGGGAGGAAAGGAAGAGGACGUUCCGACGGUGGCGUUGGACGAGGUGCAGAGGCAGGGGCAGUUGGUCGAGUUUCAACGUACGCCCAAUGCGUUAGUGUGGCUGGUGCACGAUCCGUUCCUCCGUCUGGUGGUACACUGCCUUGCGCGCGUAUCGCGCUGCCCGUCGUUUUCGAAAGACGAUCCAAGCCGACCGGGACUGAGGUUCACCUGGAUCCUGAACAAGAACCCGCACGCGCGCCGACCGCGUCGAGGCCGCAGAGUGUCGGUCUCCAGCUCAGCUGUCUCUGCCGAAGUCAGACCGGUGGCGGUGGGAGCAGUGGGGAUGGAUACCCCACCGACGACGGACUUUGACUCGCAGACAGAGACGGAGAGCGAGAUGGAGAGCGAUCUCGACAGUCUGGCCGAGUCGGUGCAGCUGGUCGAGCUGGGCGGAGAGGCAGAGGCGGUGGAUACCGACGAGGACGAAGCCGAGAUUCUGCGCAGAGUGCAUCGUUGGGCGAUCGAUAGCCAUCGUCAACGCCACGCCGAUUCAAAGGACGCAUCCACCAAACGAUCCAAGCGCGCAUCGAGGAUAGAUCAGGAUCCAGACCAGACACUCACUACAGCGAUUGCCGAAGACGACGAAGAGGACCACGCCGAAGAUGACCACGAAGACCAAGAUUCGGACGCGCAUUCGGCCUAG
Molecule: messenger RNA, 1413 nt
Organism: Moesziomyces antarcticus
Lineage: Eukaryota; Fungi; Basidiomycota; Ustilaginomycetes; Ustilaginales; Ustilaginaceae
Exons: 1
Coding region: 1-1413 (470 amino acids)
Source: RefSeq, a predicted model, not a curated record